Messenger RNA from Prunus armeniaca (apricot), 858 nucleotides. The record is from the annotation of a GenBank genome assembly. NCBI's taxonomy places the organism in Eukaryota, Viridiplantae, Streptophyta, Magnoliopsida, Rosales, Rosaceae.
AUGGCUGAAGCACUCGUUUCCGUGGUCCUAGAGCAGUUGAUUUCCAUCGCACGUAAACAGAUAGGAGAAGAGGUGAGGCUGGUCGUGAAUGUUGACAGAGAAGUUGAAAAUCUCAUCAACCAUUUCAAUGCUAUUCAAGCUGUGCUCCAGGAUGCAGAGGAGAGGCAGGUGAAGGAGGCCCGUGUCAGAAACUGGCUGCGGAGUCUGGAAGAUGUGUCGUACGACAUUAACGAUCUGUUGGACGAGUGGAACACUGAAAUUCUCAAGCAACAAAUUGAGAAAGAAGAGAAAGAAGGUGUUGCCCUUACAAAAAGGAAGAAGGUAUGCCUCUUCAUUCCCUCCCCUAGUGUUUGUUGUGGUUGUGGUCCAAUUGAUAAAGUAGUUAGGCGUCAUGACAUUGCUAAGAGAAUAAAAGAAACACAUGAAAAGUUAACUGAUAUAGCCAAUUCAAAACAAAAUUAUAACUUUCAUGAGAACACAAUUAGAGCCACUGAGAAACUUGAACGGGUUGAAACUUCUUCUUUUGUCCAAGUGUCUAGUAUAAUUGGUCGUGAAGAAGAGAAAAAUAGAUUAAUGAGCAUGUUGUUAAGUGAGAGUAGUCAACAAGGGCGGAGUCCAUUUGUUGUGAUCCCCAUUGUGGGGAUGGGAGGAUUAGACCCUUUUGAAGAGAUCAAGAUUGCCAGAGCCAUUGCUCAAGCUCUAAAUAAUGAUGAUGUGUGGACUCCAACCAUUGAUAAUUGGGAACCAUUAAUGGGAGCUUUACAAAAUAGUGCUAUAGGCAGUAGAAUAUUGGUGACCACGAGAAAAGACACGGUUGCUACUGUGACUGGAGCAGCCGCUGAUCACAGAAAGAGAUGA